AUGACAGCCGGUGUUUGGGCCGGAGAACCUGAAAGCGACCUGAGAACUCAGAAGAUACAUCUUACCAGCCACCUGCUCCUCCUUCUGUCUGGGCUACUGACCCUUUUCCAUGGUCAGCUGCACCCUGAGCCUGAUGGCCAAGGUCGCACCAACAGCCCCAUCAAGAGGCUCUGGGCCCAGGUAAGGGCUCCCCCAACCCCCACCCGGGUCAAGAUUGCCCUGGGCAAUACUGCCUUUACCUUCUUCAUACACCACCUGAUGGCUUUCCAACCCCCGGGAUCUAUCUUCUCCCCACUGAGCAUCCCUGCCACCACCUAUGCCAUGUUGUCCCCAGGGGCCCACUUGCACACAGCCCAGAUCUUAGAGGGUCUGGGCUUCAUCCUCACAGAGGUGUCUGAGUCGGACACCCACCGGGCCUUCCAGCCCCUCCUGCACCGUCUCAACCUCCCGGGCAACAGGCUGGAGAGGCACACGGGCAGCACCUUGUUUCUGAGCCAGGAGCUGCCACUCCCGAGAUUCCUCAAUGUCACCAUGGCCUUCUCCAGGUCCAGACUCUUCGGCACCGACUUCCUCAACUUUGUGGGCACAACCCGUCUUACCAAUGACCAUUUCAAGGAGGAAACUCAAGGGAAGAUUGUGGAUUCAGUCAGUGAGCUUUGCACAGAUAUUGUGGUCAGCGAUUCCAUCAGAGGAAUGAGUAUUAGGGGAAAGGGGGUUCUUAGGGGAAUUAGACCUCACAUGUUGCGGGAGGGGAUGGGGAAGUGAAAUGUCUGGAUGAAGAGGGAGUUGGAGGGAGACAAAGAAAAGCCACUGGUACAGAUGGAUAAGCUGGAGCUUAUCAGGAAUCUGUAUGCCAGGCACAUCCAGCCACCACCAUGGGUCCACUUACGGAGCUUAUGGAGAGGCUCCCGAAGGGCACGAGGUGGUGGCUUAGGGGCAUUGUUGAUUAGCAGGGCUAGUUUAGGGACAAGGAACCUGGAGGAAAGCAUGGACUAGCUGGCUCACACAGGACUCCUCUGGGUCCAGCCCUCAUCCCAUGCCCUGCAAAGACCUGAAUCAUGCAGUGAUUGCUUUACAUCUACCUCCUGGUCUCAGGCUUGUAGCCACCUUGAACCCUAAAUCUACAGAGAACAGAUUCUGGGAAACAGUCCCAGACUAAUAAUCCAGCUAAACUGGUCACUGCUUGCAUUUUACAUGUGGCAUUUUCAUGCACCCUUGAAAACUUUUAAAAUCUUGUUAAUU
Messenger RNA from Manis pentadactyla (Chinese pangolin), 1242 nucleotides. Its product is annotated as kallistatin-like. Lineage: Eukaryota; Metazoa; Chordata; Mammalia; Pholidota; Manidae. Gene Ontology annotation, biological process: negative regulation of endopeptidase activity. Gene Ontology annotation, molecular function: serine-type endopeptidase inhibitor activity. The record is from RefSeq and is a predicted model, not a curated record.